AUCUAGCGAUGUCUCCGAUUUAAACAUAUUUUUCCCUGUACAUACCCACAUUGCCAGCAGAACGUGGUAAACUGAGAAUCCUUUUCGUUACAUAAGCCUGUUAGUAUGACCAGCCAGAAGCAACCUACAGUGGAUAGCAAAUGACGUGCUACAAAAGUUUCAUGACAUAGCGAUACGAGUAUACCGUGCUACUGGAUAGUGAUAUGUUUUUACGGCCUUUAUUUUCCUCCCUCGAAAAUACAUAAAAGAGGAGACACGAAAUGAACAGCACGACAAUGUCGUUUCUGCGAGGGUUCCUGGGGAACCUGAAGAGCCCUCGCUUGGAACCUGAACCACACAAGGUUCUGGAGGUAAAGCCCGACGAAUAUGCAUUGUACAACAUCUUGGCUCGCGAGGAUGCUCUUAUCCUCUACCAGUGUGCCAUGGGUUCUUCCGUGGGAGCGGACUUCACCUCGUACGACAUCGUGUUGCACAAGGAAGUCACCCGCUCACCUCACGCCGCCUUCAGUGUACUGCGGACGAGGGACGCGACGGAAGCAGAAGACGGUUUCGUCCUCCUGAGAGACAAGCUCCCUCUGCUGGUUGAAUGUGUUCCUGAUGCCUGCACCAAGGACCUGAUCCAGGAGGUGGUGACCCUCAUAAGAGCAAACCCCUCUUGGAAUCUGGCCCAUGUUGCUGCCCAUCUCGCACUGGUCGACUGCUUCAAGAACCCCAAGGUGCUCCCGCUGAUCGGCGAAGCGACAUCAGACACCCGCGUGACGCCAUUACACGUGGCCGUGCGAGCUCAGAAGUUGGCUGCUGUGCAGGCCCUGAUGGCUACGGAUGUGCCUCUGGAUUUGGUGGACCAGAAUGGAGACACCAUUUACCACAUGGCUGCCAUAACCAACAAGGACAUCAUCAGGGCCCUCUCUGCGCGUCCUGCAUCCCCAGCAUCUAUCAACGAGGUCAACAGCGACGGCUACACUCCACUGCAGCUGGCCUGUCUCGCAGACAAGCCAGAGUGCGUGCGAGAGCUGCUUAAAGAGGGAGCAGACGUCAACUCUGCUUCCGUCAACCUCGAUCGAAACAUUGGGACAUUCCUAGGAAAAGACCACGUAGAGCAGAAUGUGCACAACUUCCAAAUUGACGACAUGAAAUUCGGUGGAACGCCCCUGCACUGGGCCAAGACAACGCAGUGCCUGGAGACGAUGAUAGAGCUGGGCUGUGACCUGGAUGCCAAGAACUUUCAGGGUAACACUGCACUGCACAUCAUGGUGGCCAGAAGCAGACUAUCCUGUGUCGUCAGCCUCCUGAGCCACGGAGCAGACGUCGACGCAGUUGGCAGCGAUGGUGACACACCGUUGCAUACAGCUGUGCGGGUUGCUGUGCCGUCGCAAGAAAAUUGGACAUCAUUCUUAGAACAGGCUCUUAAUACAAAGGCAACGAGCCCGAAGUUAAGACCUUCUAGGAGCGACGCGUCAGUGAUCCAGGCACUGAUAGUGUUCGGUGCAGACGUCAACCGUAUAAACGAGAAGAAUGAAACGCCGCGCCAUUUGGCAUCCACGUCGCGCAUGGGCAAGAGGGACCAGGUUAUAUAUACCCUGCACGCAGUUGGAGCUCACCGCUGCAGCGUCGGUCAAGGCUGUGCAAAUGGUUGCGCUCCCGACGGCACGUUCGACGGGACGGCCCCUGACAAACCAAAUUUCUUCAAUGCUCCUCGUUUAUACAACGACUUGCUGGGAAUGGCUGUCGUGAAGUCUGCACUAAGGAGACGUCGUGAAAACCCUCAGCAAAAGAAGCAGUCUGGGCGAGUGCUCUGCCUGGACGGUGGAGGCAUUCGUGGGCUCAUCAUCAUUCGGGAGCUCAUCUCCCUGGAGAUGGUGUUGGGGUGUCCCAUCAUGGAAUGUUUUGACUGGGUGGCCGGCACCAGCACAGGAGGGGUCCUCGCUCUGCUGUUGGCAUGCGGUAAAACACCACGAAGAUGUCUCCAACUCUAUUUUGGCCUCAAGGACAAGGUGUUCAUCGGCAGCCGACCGCACGACGCUGAUUCCCUGGAAAGGUUUCUUCAGCGUGAAAUGGGUGAAAACACGGUGAUGACCGACAUUACGCAUCCAAAGCUGAUCGUUACGGGUGUCAUGGCGGACAGACAUCCUGCUGCGCUACACCUGUUUCGAAACUAUGAUUCUCCAAAGACUAUAUUGGGGUGGGAGGAGAACAACUCAGAGUUUCCUGCACCUGCACCACCACACCCUUGUGAGCAAUUAGUGUGGCGAGCGGCGCGUGCGUCUGGAGCAGCCCCAACUUACUUCCGGCCCUUCGGACGGUUCCUGGACGGGGGCCUCAUUUCCAACAAUCCCACGCUGGACACCAUGACGGAGAUCAUCGAAUACAACGCGGCGCUCAAGGCUACGGGCCAGGAAGAACACGUAGAGCCGAUGGAAGUGAUUGUGUCGGUGGGUACGGGUAAAGUGCCGACGGUUCCAGUGACCGUGAUAGACAUGCUGCACAUGGGAACGGGCAUCCUGGGCGCUGCCAAGAUGGCCUUUGGAGCCAAGGCCCUGGGACAGCUGAUAGUGGACCAGGCGACCCAGGCCAACGGACGUCUGGUGGACCGUGCCCAAGCGUGGUGCAGUGCGAUAAACGUGCCCUACUUUCGCCUCAACGCUCCCAUCUCGGAGGACAUGUGCCUGAACGAGACGGACAAUCGGCUCUUGGUGCGCGUCCUCUGGGAGACCAUGGUCUACAUGCGCGGCAGCAGAGCAGAACUGGACGAACUGGCCGAACUCCUCAGACCCGUUAACCACGUCCCCCAUUAGCUCAGCAUCGUCACAUGGAGCACUGAAGACUACAUGCUUCAACGGAAGAGAGUGCGGAGCUUCUUCUUCUACUUCCCUUUAAUAGCGACGUUCCAAAGGGAGCGGGACCAAGCUGGUUGGUUCGUUGGUUCUACUAAGAGACAUCUCUUUCACCGCGGAGCAGAAAGUGGCGGCCCCCUAUCGUCAAGUGCGCCGCGACAGAAGACCACCCACCACACAUUUCUAGAAGACACCGCAUGAAUUCGUAGCCCGGCAGUAGCGAAGUCUCCUGUUCUUCAAAUUUAAAGGUUCCAGUGAGCAGUAAUGCCGUCCCAGCAUUUUUAAUGACCAUUUGGAAAAAUGAAUUUAGACAGACGUGUUCUUGACGACCUCAUCUCGUAGUAGUUUAGCGGAGCGGCGGCAUAUGUUCGCAUACCUGAGACCUUUUCUAGUCUACUUAUAUACUUACUACUUAGAAUUUUAAAAUUUCUAAUGCAGUGCCUGGUCACCAUUGCUCUGAGCAGCAUUUCUGCAAGCACGCUACGCUAAGGCUACCAGCAGCGUGUUACAUUUACUGUUGCAUUCAUGCAAUUUUAAUUAUUUAAGGCAUAGUUGUAAAGCAAUGUUUAUUUAUACAUAUUGUACAUGUUUACAAGCAUUUUGAGCGAAAUGUGUUGGCCAGCUUGCUUCAAUUUAUGCUGUGAUACCCUGCGUUGACGCUGGCUUCACCUUUGUCCCGUUACUUUUAUGUAAAAUAAAUAUUUUUCCCAAAUUCUUAAA
This is a messenger RNA of Ornithodoros turicata, 3554 nucleotides long. RefSeq names its product 85/88 kDa calcium-independent phospholipase A2-like. Gene Ontology annotation, biological process: positive regulation of ceramide biosynthetic process; lipid metabolic process. Gene Ontology annotation, molecular function: protein binding. Bases 261 to 2795 code for a protein of 844 amino acids. The transcript has 17 exons. Gene Ontology annotation, cellular component: mitochondrion. The record is from RefSeq and is a predicted model, not a curated record. NCBI's taxonomy places the organism in Eukaryota, Metazoa, Arthropoda, Arachnida, Ixodida, Argasidae.